Messenger RNA from Mobula hypostoma (lesser devil ray), 2600 nucleotides. Its product is annotated as sushi repeat-containing protein SRPX2-like. Gene Ontology annotation, molecular function: signaling receptor binding. Bases 157 to 1551 code for a protein of 464 amino acids. Gene Ontology annotation, biological process: positive regulation of synapse assembly; cell-cell adhesion; positive regulation of cell migration involved in sprouting angiogenesis. The transcript has 11 exons. Lineage: Eukaryota; Metazoa; Chordata; Chondrichthyes; Myliobatiformes; Myliobatidae. The record is from RefSeq and is a predicted model, not a curated record.
UUCCUCUCGAAAGCUUCCUUGCUUUCACAUGCUAUAAACUCCGACUUGGAAUUUAUACUGUAGGAUACCAUGGAAACAUAUACUAAAGAUAUAACACGCUAGAGAAAUUUCCAGAAGCUUCAAAUUUGAAUCCACACAUUUCCUUUGCAACUAGACAUGAGAGGACUGUUUUUCUUGUUCACUCUAACUGUGAGAGCUGCUACUGGGCACGGACUUGGAUAUGGAUCUGAAGGAUCUGGAUAUUCUCAUGCUGGAAGCCAUGAUGUUGAUUACAGUGUUCAGUACACUGAAAGCAGAUAUCACUUGAGGUAUAAAGAACCAAGAUGGUGUUAUCCAUUGAGUGUAGAAAAUGGGGUUGCAGAAUGCUAUUCACCAAGAGGUCCAUACUAUAGGAGCACGCUUGGAACACGAUGUCAUAUAUCUUGUGACAGAGGAUUCAAGCUCUUUGGACGAAGACAGGUUGAAUGUCAAGUGACCAGGCGCUGGUCAGGGAUCAGCAGAUGCAGAGAGGUGCGUUGUUAUCCCCUUCCAGUGUUUCCGUAUGGAUCCUAUGUAUGCUCUAAGGGGAUACGUAUGGAUUCUCAGUGUGAGUACAACUGUGAACAAGGAUACCAACUGGAAGGUGACAGGACGAGAAUAUGCCUACAGGACGGACAUUGGAGUGGGAUUGAACCUUUAUGUGUAGAUUACGAGCCCCCAAGGAUAAAGUGCCCAGGGUCCCGUGAGAAGGUGGCAGAACCAGGGGAGCUAACGGCUCAAGUAUACUGGGACCCUCCACGAAUAAAGGAUGUGGUUGAUAAACACAGCACAAAAAUAAUUCUCAAAGGACCAUCCCCAGGGUCUGAGUUUGAGAAAGGUGAGCACAUUAUUCGUUAUGUGGCCUAUGACAGAGAAAGGAACAAAGCCACUUGCAAAUUCACUGUGACAGUUCAUGUGAGACGAUGCCCUCCUCUGAGACCCCCUGCCAAUGGUUACAUCACUUGUACCUCUGGGGGCAAUAACUACGGGGCAACCUGUACUUACACAUGCGAAGGAGGCUACGAACUUCGGGGGGUCUUCAAACGAGUGUGUCUCUUCAGUCGGAGUUGGUCAGGAAUACCGCCAUCUUGUGUACGAAUUCAGAUUAAAGUUGAUGUGAACUCAGUGGCUGCUCUUUUGGACCAGUUUUAUGAAAUGCAGCACCUCCUCAUCAUUUCCUCUCCGAGUGCAUCUGACACUCACUACAGAAUGCAGAUAAACUUGCUGCAGGAGGCUUCCUGUGGACUUGAAUUGAGGCAAGUAACAAUAAUUGAAUUGAUUGGAAAUCAACCAAAACUAGUAGGACGUAUAAGGGAGCAGCAGCUUUCUUCAGAAAUUGCUAAUGAACUCAGACAAGUCUAUUAUUUAUCUGACAGACAUUUUGAUGUUGUCCUGGUUGAUAAAUAUGGCACAGACAGGGAACGUUAUAUUCAACCUGUUACACCUGGUGAGCUGUUUUCAUUCAUAGACGAGUACCUACUGAAGGUGGACGAGAGGGCUGCCCAACAACAAAAGGAAGAUUUCUGCACCUAAAGCUCAGACUUGUUGGCUUUCCUUCCAAUUUGCCUCAAACUGGAGGUUUAUCCUUUUCUUCACUUCCAAAGUAUCAUUUUUUUACAGCAGCUCUCAAGGAUAAAUAUCAAGAUAUCAAUUUAAUAUUGCAAUUUAGGUUAUUCAUUGUUCCAGAGGCGAUAUUGUCCAGCUCCCAAGGGGUAUGACCAACAGGUUUUGGGGUCUUAUACUUAUAAUUUGAAUUCAUUACAAUCCCUUCUUUUCAAGGCUAAGAUUAUCUUGCUGAUACCACAGCAAUUUUGGAUCAAUAAUCUAUCGUUUCUCAGCUUUCACUUAAAGGAAAUAGUGAAAUUUCUUACAAUGCAAACACAUCUUUAUAGGAUGAGAAAAGAUUGUCAAGCCUAACCAGAUAUACCUGACUGAUUUUAAUUCCAUGAAGAAGCUUUGUGCUAUGUAUGUUGAAUUAGAAUUUAUACUAUGUUCAAUUUAAGUUUGAUCUAGUUUAAAUGUAAACAUACUCUAUCAACCACAUAAAUGUACAUUACAGACUGCAAAUCCACAGGCAUUAAUGUGCACAUUACAUUGAUCAUUGAUGUUCAAAAGGAAAUAGUUGUACAAUUAAAAUUAGUAAUUGUUAUUAAGUUGUGGAACGCUGUUUUUGAAUGUCAGAUUAAAUAAGAUGAGCAUAGUUACUGAUAUUCUGGGAAUUGUGAUUUUCUAUUUACAGUUGUCAUGGCUGGAGGUAUGGGUUGUAUGACAAGGGGAAGACUCAUGGUUCAUUGAAAGUUUUGAUGGACAUCUCUGUAGUUGGAACAGUAUUCGUGUGAUUUAAUCUCAGUCUGUCAGCAUUUAAACUUUACGGUCUGUCAGACUAGCAAAAUAAGGGUAAUAUUGUCUUCCACAAUAGGUGAAAAACUGCUUUCAAUUUUAAUUUGCAAGGCAUUGUAAGUCUUUAUUUUUCUUAUAUUAUGAUAAGAACUGCAUGUUUGUAAAGUACUGUAUAGGAAUUAUUUGUACUGAAUAUUAUUCAUUUCUAUGUUAUAUAUUAAAUAAACUGCCUUCCGGUUUUG